UUUUUCGGAAAUUAAAAUUAAUGUUUAUCUAGUUCUUGAUUCAGUUUUUUUUUGAGUUGUCAAGUAAUUUUGGAAGAUGUUAUACAUAUUUAGGAUUGCCUUCCUAAUUUUUGUUGUACUUGCACAGACUGACACAACUCCAUUUCAUGAGACGGCUUCCAGACAAGGUGAAGCCAAUGCAGAUCAAGCAGAUGAACAACUUAACAAUGAGGCAAGUAUAAUUUUGAAAACUGUUGGUAUUUAUAAAAUUAUGAAUUUGGUUGUACUUAAAUUAAUUUUUGGAAGUUCUUGUACGUGUUCAUAAUCCCAUUCCUGACUUCAGGAUACACGAGAGCCUAUGAAUGAGAUCACGAAAGAGACACCUGGUUCUCCAAUAGCUCAACAGAAUAUUGAGACUCCAGUCCUUACUCCAAUUCAGACGCAGCAGGAGACUCACGAGCUUAUGAAUGAGAUCAUUUCACCAAACAUUUCCGACACACAGCCAAAUACCCGAGCUCGCAGAAAUCUUUUAACAGAGCAAAAUAAGGAUGUAGAAAGCAGAGUUCAAAAUCCCUUUGAGAUCGGAGCAAAUGUGGAGAUUUCAUCACAAGAUGACAAUACUUGUCAUAAAUGGUAUCCAGGAAAUGUGUUGGCAACAUAUUUGGUUGAUGGGGUUGAGAUGGUGAAAGUUGAGUACUCCGCCCCGUCUCUGGACGAAAAGAAGAGGAAAAGGAGUGUUCAGACACGUGUAUCAAUUGACAGAAUACGUCCUCAACCACCACCUGAGAGAUCUGGAGCGUAGAAAAGUUAUGAGCUAAUGCAGGACGUGGAGGCGUUCGACAAUGGUGCCUGGUGCGCUGGAAAAGUUAAAGUCAUUUUGUUUGAUGGCACGUGUUUUGUCUCUUUGAACAAUUCUACUGAACAAAUUUACUUCAACCAUUCUGAGAUGCGAAAACCAAGAAAAUGGGUAGAUGGUGUUUGGGAGAUGACAAAAAAGGUAAAACAAAUGCCUUGGAUCACUUGAAUUGAAAAAUAAUGUCAUUUGUUUAAUAUCUCGGUAUUGUUUUUCAGAUGGAAGAAGAGCAGACGCAGAGUGUGAAUCCAAGUGAAGGAGAUGGUGAUAAAAAGGUAUGAAAUAUUUAUACAUCAUACUAGGAAUUAAGAUAUAAAUGUAUCUGAAUUUUUGUCAUUCAAAAAGGGGAAGGCGAAGGCUGUCGCUUGUAAGAAAAAUGAAGCAGCUGGUCCAUCAGAAGAUGGUGUUGGGAAAAUGGCAAAAGAGGUAAUAAAAAUGAAUAAGAUCCACUUGAAUUGAAGUUCAGGUCAAUAGUUUGAUAUAUCGGUUUUGUUUCACAGAUGGAAGUAAAGCAGGGUAAGAGUGUGAAACCAAGUCAAGACGAUCAUGCAAAAAAG
Molecule: messenger RNA, 1389 nt
Organism: Brassica napus (rape)
Lineage: Eukaryota; Viridiplantae; Streptophyta; Magnoliopsida; Brassicales; Brassicaceae
Exons: 3
Coding region: 338-781 (147 amino acids)
Source: RefSeq, a predicted model, not a curated record